AUGGGCGCCUUCAGCUCGAUCACAUCGCCCCUGGGCUGCGGCAGCCCCCUGUUCAACACUUUCAUCAACAGCGUGGCCUGGUCGGCCGGCGACAUUGCUCCAGGCCAGACGGUCUCGGUGCCCUUCCCUGGGUUUACGGCGGCGGCAGUCCCUGGGCUGACCGACAUCUGGGUCGCCAUCAACUACCUUUGCGGUGUUGUGGAGCCGACUAUUGCCAACAACCAGAAACUGCUGUCCUUCACCGUCUAG
Monoraphidium neglectum is the source of this 249-nucleotide messenger RNA. RefSeq lists its product as hypothetical. The record is from RefSeq and is a predicted model, not a curated record. The transcript is spliced from 2 exons. Bases 1 to 249 code for a protein of 82 amino acids. NCBI's taxonomy places the organism in Eukaryota, Viridiplantae, Chlorophyta, Chlorophyceae, Sphaeropleales, Selenastraceae.